AGAAUCCGCUGUAGAUUUGUCUCCAGAUUCGGGAGGGUCUACGAACAGAAUAAAAGAUCGGAGACCGACACGGCGUCAGGACUCAAUUAGUUACCGUCAGGCAAUGAACUUUUCAAGAUGCUUAAAUGUUACUAGUGAUCCUGGACCAUCCAGACAAGGUGCGUUACCACGGAAUGAAUCAAGACAAGCUGGUAAGCGACCAUUAAGAGCUCUUACACCUCAAGAAAAAAUAGAUGCUAUUAAUCGUGUGCAUAAUGGCGAAUCUAAAGCCGCUGUCGCACGCGAUAUCGGCGUACCCGAAUCGACCCUGCGCGGUUGGUGUAAGGCUGAGCAAAAGAUUUUAACACAAUUGAAUAACAUGAAGGCGUCGGGAACAUCACUGUCAGGAACACCACUGGCAGGUUAUGAACACAUUCUGACGUCAAGUUCAGAUAACAGUAACAAUAGUGGAGCAUGUUCUUCGUCGCGAUCAACCCCAACCGCUCAAGCUACGAUAUUAGGAUUAGGAUCAGCUACCAACCUUACAGAGAAAGUUGAGGAGUUUGAAACCGGUCCGCCCCAUAAACGACUGAAAAUUGACAAUACAUCAGCUAACAUCUCAACAUCAGCUCGAGCGAUGACAUCGAGUGACCCCAUAUUCCACCCAUACCUAUAUAAUAUGAUGUCGGCUGAUCCGAACAGUACUUUAGCUAUGUUAAGCACAUUAUUGAAACCAGAAACACUCCUUUCUUUUUCUGGAUACGCGCCUGCUGCAACUCUUCUUACGGAUAGUCUGCUGACCAGGAACAACGGCACAGUGACCAAUAUGGCAUUAACAAACAUGAGGCAACAACAACAUCUACAACAACAGCAGCAGCAACAACAACAUCAAUCGCAACAGCAAAUCAACGCUACAACAAAUACGCUACUUAACGAAAAUAAAAAAAAGUCUAGCGUACAAGGUCAUUCAACAUUCCAAAAAUCGUUGAGGACGGAGUGUAAUCGAUCACCGAACGUGGAAAAGUCGUCCGGAAGCUCGAUCUCUCAACCGAACAAUCAAAUCAUGGACAAUCAAAUGCCAUCAACAUCAACGAACAGCAGUGAGGCAGUCGUAAGCGUACCCCAAUGUAGAACUGUAAGAAACGGUAGAACUCUUAAUAGUAUAGUAGAUAGUCUUACACCUUCACAUCUUAAAUCAUCUUCUACGAAUAAAGUAGACUCGCUAUGUGAUGCUGUAAAUAAUAAUGAUGCUGUAAAUAAUAAUGAUAAGGAUGACAUAGAUAAUGAGACCGCGAGAGAAAAUUAUCCUCCUGUGCCACCGGAGUGUAAUGACAUGGUGGAGCAUUGCGCCAAAUUGUUGAAAUGGUUGAGCAAUCAUGGUCAACCUGUUUGUACGUAUAAACAGUUGAAUAAUAUGCAGAGUCUUUUAUCACGGCUAAAAGAUUGGGUUGAGAAAAGUACAAAGAGAGAAUCCCUCCGAAAAAUCAACGGUACGAGCUAG
Messenger RNA from Cyphomyrmex costatus, 1480 nucleotides. Its product is annotated as rhoGEF domain-containing protein gxcI. The coding region runs from base 104 to 1480 and encodes 458 amino acids. The transcript has a single exon. Lineage: Eukaryota; Metazoa; Arthropoda; Insecta; Hymenoptera; Formicidae. Gene Ontology annotation, molecular function: DNA binding. The record is from RefSeq and is a predicted model, not a curated record.